Messenger RNA from Lymnaea stagnalis (great pond snail), 10534 nucleotides. Lineage: Eukaryota; Metazoa; Mollusca; Gastropoda; Lymnaeidae. The record is from the annotation of a GenBank genome assembly.
AUUCCAACAAAAUUGAUUUGUUUUCAAAGAAGAGUUACACUGUGUAAUGGAAGAAUAGCAAUGCCUCUGAAAGUAAAACACGUUGUGGCUGAUGCUGGCGCAUUUAUCCGCAAUGCCCCGCUUCGGGUAAGACUUCUUGAAUAUAGUGCGAGUUAAACAUUCUGUCUCGCUAUCAUUGGGACUGGACUCUUAUUUAAUCUUUCAAUUCUGACUGACCAUAAUUAAUUAACAACAACUGACUGAUGACACACGACUGUUCCGUUUGAUUCAGGGAUUUUUCAGUAGUACUAGUUCUAGACCUUUUUAAUUAGUGUUAGUAUAAGUAGGCCAUAUAAAAAAAUAAACACAUCCUUGCUGAUAUCCCAAGGUGAACACAAGGUGGGGAAAAAAAGUGACGCUACAAAGCGGUGUCUUUGGUUGAAAAUUGAAGGGUAGGCUACUACUUCAACAUCGGUUAUUAAAAGACCGAGUUGUUCCUGUUUGAAGUGCUAUUUAAAUGGUUAUCAGACCUGUUUACUCUUACAAUUUUGGCAUACAAUUUUUAGAGUGUACACCGAGACCCGCCAAAACUAUGAUUUUCAGAGACCCGGUGAAAAAAAAAACUCCGAUUUUAAAAAUUAAUAAUGAAUGUUCGGUUUUGUAAGUUUCAGCCCUUUCUAAAAAAAAGAUCUGGCAGUGAAUGGACAGAGGAAAACGAUAGGUUGUAAUUUUUUUUAAAAGUUAAGUUGGAACCAUCAUUAUUAUUAUGUACGCACUGAGAGGGGAGAUGGGGGCUGUUGAAUAAGGAGAUUUGUGGCAUACGAGACACAUGGGUAGGGGGGAUUGGUGGGAGUGUCAAAGGAUAUAAAAAUAUUACCGCAACGUAUCGUAUUGAUGGUGAUUGUCUUAUUGUUGCUUUGUGUGUCACAGUGAACUAGAUUUCUUCUGCGUCAACAGUAAUAUUUAGACUAGUCACCCUAGCGACAACUUCACUCACCAUCCCCUUUGAUUGCUACCAAGCCUGUGACGUAGCUUUGUUACAUAAUUAUUUUGUUUGCCUGAACCGCAGCCAUUAUGAAAAAGAGAAAACUAGAGAUGCUUUUUAAAUAAAAUACAUUAUCCACCUGUUCUGCAGUGGAACAUUGGAAUGGGACUGACAUAUUUUAUAAGAUCUGUCAGCGGCAUUUAAAAAGAUAUUUAAAAUUCUAUCAAGUACGCUUCGAAAUAACGAAUACACAUAUAAAAUAAAGGGUGAGAUAAAUACAACACAUAUGUAGGUCACUGAGCGCCAACUGUAACUGCAAACAGUAGUUACUCAAGUGGGUAACUGUUUGCACCACGACCAAAAGUUGUCACAUUGGAUUAAAAGUGAAAAUAAAAUUACGAAAAGUUUGUAAUAUUUCACCACGCCCCUGUGAUGAAGCCGCAGCCAUCCAUAUAGAAAAAUGUGCACCUCCACCUGGGUGGUCCAGUAAAAGGACAAUUACUGUGCCCCUUGUCUUUGUGAAGUAAAUGUUAUUUUAUAGUUAAAUUCACUGUUAAGUUCCUUUCUAUCUAAAGACGAUUUUGGUCCCUGUUGCUCUUCGCCAAAUUCUCAUGGCGCUGCCCGAGGGUAAUGAGCAUCCAUGGCGAUGAGGGGUAUAUUCUGGGAACCAGUGGGCUGGCUGAAUCACCAGUGGUGAAAACCCGUGUCAAAUUUCGUUUACGUAACAUCAUAAUAUAUAAUGGAUUUAGUUAAUUUUUUAUUAUUGUGUUGGGGGGGGGCCUAAAAAAAGUAGGAUUGCAACAGGGGGGAGAGGGUUACAUAAUUUGACUUUUAUGUGUACAGGUACGUGCUGUAUAGAUGGCCCCUCCUCGAGUUUGUUUGCUUUGUAUGACCUAAUUUUAUGACAUAAUUAUUUCUUACGGGGCGUGUUUCAUUUUUUGACGUCAAUUUAACUUGAUUCCACUGAACAUGCUAUAUGAGUAGUUAUUAUAAUAUAUACAUAAUGUAUACUGUAUUUUUUAUUUAUUUACCAUUAAGAUACUUUAUUCUAAGAUUUUGAGAAGAUAUUGUAUGAUUGUAGGAGUUUGAGAGUAAACAGGUCUGGGUUAUUAUUUUAUUGAUUUCCAUUAAUAGGGCAGUGGAGAGAGGGCGACUGGGUUUUCAGUGGCAUAGAAAGACAGAGUGGGCACAUUACAGGAUUGCACAGGCAUAGUAAGAUAUAUCCUUCCAGGCUCACUUAUUGUAUUGGACAGAUGGGCGGCUUAUGCAAACAGAAACCAGAUCAGAUAAGAAUCUACAAGCACUUCAUUAUGGUAAAUCAGCAAAAUUUUGUUUGAUCCAAAUGACGCUUGUUUCCACACACAGAAUGUUGAAUAUGCAGAUGUGCGCAAACUCCAAAGACAGUUUCACACCAGCCGCGAUCUUUUCCCUUCAUAUUUGAAUGAGUUCAUGUUCUGCAAUUGUUUCGUUAAGAUGAUAUUUUAAAGAACUUGGGGGGAGUACCAUGCAUAAACUCAAGCUCUGUACAUUGUUACAAAAUGUUCCAUUUUAAAAAUUAUUAAAUUGAAAAAUUGUGUCUUUUAUUUAUGUGCUGAAAUGAAUGUGUACAAUUUUAUAAAAACAUUUCCAUUUAUUUGGGUCAACAAAAGAAUAAACCUUUAAAUAGCUAUUCAAUCCGGAACAAUCUGAUUUGUUAAUAACUGACUUUCAAGUGAUAUUUAAAAAAUUUAAGUAUCUGUAUGCUAUUUAUUUCCAUCAUGUUGCCAUUUCCGGGGACAUUUUGCCAUUAGUUUCUGGGGAGGGGAGAUCCCUUCCUCCACUUUUAUUACAAAAAUAUGAAACAAAAUCCCACUUUCAAGACAAAAAUAAAAGAGAAAAAAACAUGUAUCAAAUAAACCCAAAGCUAAAAUUUGAAAUCUUUUAAAAAUGGAAGUAUGACCGGUAUUUGACUUAGUUUGGGGAACCUCUAUGUCCUAUAUACCGGUACAGUGGAAGACAUCGCCUGCCUUACUGCUAACCCAAUCCUAGCCACCCCAUCUUUUCCUAAGUUUUAGUUUGAGACUUUCACUACUGACCAAUCCAGUAUAUAGAUAAAUCAUAGCUGCAUGCUAGAAACACUGGGCUGGUCACCAAUUGGAAGAACGGUGAUGAUUAUCAAUGAUGUUGAAAAUAAAAAAUGGACUGGUCCACUGCUCCAGCAUUAAACAGAAGCUUACCCCUCUUCCCCCUAGACAGCAAUGAAUCCAUGACAGGCAGUACUGUCUAAUAACAGCAAGAACACAGUUCAGGAACUGCUCAGGGUCAGCUGCAUCCUCAUCUCAAUAGUUGCUUGUGGGGUUUACCUCAGAACCAAAUUCAGAGACUCCAAAAGAUACAAAAUACUGCAGAAUGCAUUGUAUCGCAGGUGAAAAAAUCUGACCACAUCACCCCAGUUCUACGAGAUCUCCAUUGGGUUCCUGUGAAUGAGCGCAUUAACUAUAAAAUUCUGCCCCUGGCGUACAGCUGAAUAGAUGGCUCAGCACCGGAAUAUCUCAAGGAACUGAUUUAUAAACAUGUAUCCGUGAGGAGCCUGCGGUCUUCAUCACAGUACUAGCUGAGUGUUCCUAGUGUGGAUAAACACAGAAAAAAGUCGUACAGAGUGCGCUCUUUUGAAGUGAUAGCACCAAAAUUAUGUAACAGUUUGCCUCAAUAUUUGAGGGGAAUUGUAAAUGAUAAAAAAUCAUUAAGAAACAAUUAAAAACUUUUUCGUUUAAAUAGUUUUCGGAGGACCAGAGCGCAGUGAGCAUGCUAAAAUGGCAUGUAUAACGGCGCGAUAUAAAUAUCAAAUCAAUCAAUCAGUUCCUAAUAUCAUCGCUGAGUAACCCUUGCAAUUAGUGAAGUAUCCUCUUUAAAACCAUGCUUAGAAACAUUAUGAAGCCCCUCUACAAUCCUAGGAGUCAGAAUUAAUAGUACAUUGAUCGUGGGCUCUCAACAUAUAGAAGAAGAAGAAGCUCUCUGAAAACCCAACUAUUUCUAGGGGCAAGGGGUCAACUUGUCCCACCUAUUUACUUUGCAAUGAUUAAGUCCAAGGUGAAAGAAACGUAGCCAGUAGGCUAGGCUAAGUCCUACUUGUCUAUAUGAAACUUUGUCAAUGUCUGAUUCAACUAAUUUAAUUUAUCAUCAGGGGCAAACACUGUCUAUGACAUAGUAAAUUAACUGAAAUUCGGUAAAUGUGAACGACAUAAUAAUGGUUGCUGCUGGUGGAAUUAUAGUGAGUUGUGUCACGAUGUUACAUUAUAGCAUUUAUAGCCUAGUCUAGCAUAUCUGUAGAGUUAUUUUUAGCCACCACCACUUAGACAUAUCUUGUUAGAAUGACCUUGAUAUUGAUGUCAGCGUGUCAAUGUGCUGUGUCACUCCUGCCCUGAAACCCCUUUCUUGGCUUGGUAAAGAUUGUUUACAUUGGAAUGUGUUCUAUUUAUUCUAAAGAAUGCCAUUAGGUGACGCAAUGUCUUGAAUUUCUGUACUAGAAUGUUCCUAUAUAUAGGCUGCAUGCUUUCUUAGCAGCGAGACUUGGAGAGAGCGAGGGAGAUAUUUUUGCUAUACGAGACAUAUAAUUGUGUGUGUGUAAAUUAAUAUUUGUAUUUUGAGGAUUAUACCUUUUUCAUUUGCUGUAAUUCGAUACAGUAUUUUGCUUCUGUAAUGAAAUUUGUAUUUGUAUAGAAAUUAAUUUGUAUAAUUAAAUUAAAUAUUGUUGGUAUCACUAGCUUUGGUAUCAUUUUCUUUGCUUACAGUUUUCUCAGUCCUUUGUUACAUAUUGUUUAUCCUACAAGCCAAAUAUUAACAUAGACUAAAUCUUCAGAACCAUAAUGGUAGGCAACACAUGAGUUGUAUUACUGGGGCUAAAUUGUCAUUGGAUUACAUGAAAUGCAUAAUAAACAAGUGUUUGAGAUCGAGAGUUCAUGGGAGAAUUAAGCUGUUAUAGUGCAGUCUAAUCUUAGUAAUAUAUUGUGUUUAAUAGUCUUUCUUAUGCUGACAUAUUUCAACGAGGCAAAUCUUUUGAGCAGAUACCAAGACUAAAGAUGAAACAUAUUAUUUUAUGAAGCCUCUAGUAUUGGUGUUCAUGAAUCUUAAUGCAGAGUGCAGCAAUGUUAUAGUGCCCUUAGAUAAACGUAGCCAGAAAUACUCGGUCUCGACUAGAGAAAACUGAGUAAUUUGACAGUUAACAUUAUCCAUGCCCAUGGCUCUUUGGGUAAUUUUAGGCAUUGCAGGCCUGUCAAAUAUUUUAUUUCAAGAUUAAGAUUCAUCUUAUUUUAUUAUUAAAGUAAACCUUUUGGGCGAGGGAGGAACUAACUAUUCAUUAUGGAAUAAUACUUAUAUUGUCUUUCUGUCUGAAAUUAACAAACAAUUAUUUCCAGGUGCCAUGUUGAUCAUUGCUUUUUUUUAACUAGUGACCACCAUUUUGUUGCCUGAAAUAAAAUGAUGAGGCAAACUUAGGAACUUUAUUCCAUCAUUCCGAUGUGCGACAAGAAGUAAUGUUUUACUCCACACCAAAAAGCUCAUGAAUGCACAAUCGUUUAUUACAAAUGAACCAAAAAUAAUAAAAAUCAAAAUUUGAGCCUACUGGAUUAAAAAAAUUAAGUUCCAUCCAUCUCUUUUCUGUUAUAAGCAAUCUUUCUGUCACAGAGGUGUUCUUAGAAAAGAAAUGUCACUGUCCAGAUGAUAGCAAGUAAUCCAUAACCCAUUCAUUUUCAUUGAAUGUUUUCAAAUAUUUAUUACAAUUAACUUUAAAUAACAUGGAAGAGCCUAUUACAAAAUAAUUUAUUUGAUGACACUGGCUUCUUGUGUAUUCUACCGAUAAUGUGAUUAAAAGUCAGCUAAAAGGGAGAUUAUCAUCAUUAUAGCUUAUUAAUGGUAUUUCAUCCACAUGUAUAUAUUUUCAGGAUAUUGCAGAAAAUGUUUAUACUGUACCUGAAGUGAUAGCUGAAAGUAUUGAUCGGACAACAAGGCAGAGACUUAAAGUUUUUCCCAUUGACAUUAACUUUAAAGAGCCUUCUGGAGAUGCCUUACUUUUCGGUGAUAUUAAAAAGACAAAUCUAAUUUAUAUUAAAAUCUUGUUAAUCAGAUGAAUGGCAGCGAUUCCAAUGAAAUUUCUAAAUCCUCUCACUUUGACUUUAUAAGUGUUUUAUAGAAAGAGAAUAUAUAAAUAUAAGACAUAUACAGUAAUUAAUGUACCUUACAACAUAUACAGUAAUUAAUGAAUGGAUAUUUAACAGAGCUAGAAAUGUACCUUAUUUAUUAAUUGUUAAACUGCUUGACACUGUCGCAUAAUAGUUAUAGUAUAGGCUAACAUGUAAAAUAUGACUGAACUUCCAUUACAGUAACAUCAUUUGCCAAAAAGACUGGAGAUUACCGUGUACUUUCUGCUGUGGAUAUUAAAGUGCUGGCUCUAGCUUAUGAUCUAGAGAAACAGUUUAGAGGAACGGAUCAUAUUCGCAAAGAACCUCCCACAAAGGUGACAAUUUUUUAAUGUGAACAAAUUAUUAUUUUUAAUGUAUCUUUAUGUUUGAGUGACUGAGGAAAGGUCUGCACAUGGAUUUAUUGUUCUUUUGCUGGGAAUAUACCUGUCACAAUUUCUGAGUGGCUUAAAUAGUUUAGCGAGAUCACAGUUCUACUUAGGUAACAAGGGAAAAGGUAGUAAAAGGUCUUAUUAUUUAUAAAGUCAUAUAAAUUGGUAAUUCCCUCAAAUGUUUAAUGUUUGCUUUUUUGUUGCUGAGUAAUUAUAUAUUUAUUGUAAUACGAGUAGGUCUCUAUUAAAACGGAUUGUAUUUUUUUUUAAACUUUGACUUCAUCCGAAAAAGGCUAUCGGCUCUAAACAAUCACCUUCUCUCCUUUUUUAAAGAUCAAAUCACUAGCAAAAGCACAAUAUGCACUUCAUGGCAUACUAAGUCUCAUUAUAAAAUCAUACAAAUUAUCAUGUUAAAUAAAAGCUUUAAAAAAAAUCAUUUCUGUCUUUUGAAAGUCUGGUCACAUUGUUGUCACAUUGUUUUUGGGGGUUGUGUGAUUGUAACUGAUGGGCAGGUUGUGACCUCUCAUGGCCAGUAAUACAUUUACUUGCAGGUAAAAUGGGCGAAUUUCAAUAUUUUGAGUAUGUUGCCAGGUCUCAAAGCUUUGCUCAUGUGGGACAUUUUAUUUUGAACCACUCUCAGCUAACUCUCUUUAGCCAUAUAAAUAAGUAAGAUUUGAGUGAUUCUUUUUAAAAGAAAGUUGUUUUUUUCCUCCUCUUUAAGCCUGAAUUUGUAGUUGGCAAUAAAACAGAUACUCUUGGUGUUAACUUUGCAAUAAAGGUCAGUGCACUAAAUUUAUUAAGAUCACUUAAUAUAGCUUUAAUAUUCCUAGAAAUAUUUAAAGAGCUGUCACACCUCAUCUUCAGUGGCAUAUUCUUGUCAGGGUCCAAUAGUGGGAGCCCAGCCUCACAAAAUAGCAAUAUCUUGUCCUUAAAUUUGCUUUAUUUAACAUUGAAAUAAUAUGAGCCUUUGUAUACAAAAGCUAAAAUAGCGUAAUGACUUCUUUAUUGUAUAAAAAUAGCUCAAAAUAUUCACUACUAGUAUUUUUUUGUUAAGAAUGCCAUAGUAUUUAUGUACAACUGCAUCACUGUGUGUCUUGUGACUCUGCGAUUUUUCUAAAAAUCCAGCAAUACAGUGAAGGUGAGGCUCUACCGUCUAAUCUCAUUGGUGAGAAAAAAGAAGAUGACAGUGAUGAUGAAGAAUUCCUGGACGCUGAACAAGCCGAGGAUUAUGUUGAAAAUGAUGAGGAGGAAGCAGACAAGGAAACCAAUGCUAUUUGCAGUCCUGAAGAUGAAAACAGUCAAGAAGAAAUUAUCCUUGAGCCAGGAGAAUCUAACAACCAAUCAGAGAAAAAUGAUGUAUCAAAAGAUAGCAAUGAACAAGCUGAUGAAAAUUCUGACCAUGAGGCAAAAGAGGAUGAUGAAGAUGAUGAUGAUGAUGAUGGUUGGAUCACACCCGCAAACAUAAUGGAGGUGAAGAGGUCAAUGGGAGUGGAAACGGCUGUGGAAGAAAAUAUCUGUGUGGGUUGCUUGACUACAGAUUUUGCAAUGCAGGUGAGCUAUUUUUUUUAUAAGUUUCAAUGAAGUCAAUAAAAGUAAAUGACAAAAUCAGGUUUAAUUUUUAUCUCUUUAUUAGUUGAUUCCCUACUUGCGGUUUUAACAUAUUUUCUUUUACUAAUUCAAUUAAAAAAUUUUUUUACUAAUUGAAUAAAUUAAAUUAUGUAAAAAUUUUGAAAACAACUCUGUGAUUAAUCCUUCGGCUGCAUACAUCGCUGGAUUCUGUGUUUAUAUUAUGGGUAGAGUUUUAGGGAUUAUAUUCUAUACAAAUAGAAUCAGCUCUGGAAUCUAUUUAUCUUUUAUAUAUUUGAAUCUGGUUGUAUAUAUUUGAUUACAUUUGUAUUUCUUACUGUUGUCUCUCCUAGAAUGUGUUGAUCCAAAUGGGAUUGAAUAUCCUCUCUGUGGAUGGUAUGCUGAUCACAAAAGCCAAGAGCUAUGUCCUCAGGUGUUUUGGAUGCAUGAGGUACACAUCUGCUGCUUGUAAACUUCAGGCCAAAGAAAUCAUUAUUUAAGCGUAGUUUAUUUCUCAUUUUACUCAUAAAACUUAAUGACUGCAUGUGCAAAUGUCCUGAUUGUGUUUUUCACCUAAUGACUUUUCCAUUAAUUCCCUUUUACUUAAAUGUUAAAAUUUCAGUCCUUCUCUAUAGUACAUGUAACUGAAAAGUAACCAACGUAAACAAUACUCCUAUUAUAAGUAAUAUACCAAAGUAAAUAUUGCUCCAUUUCUAGCAAACAUGCUCCAAUUAUAAGGAUAUUUGAUACCCCUUCUUGCAAACAUUGCUUCCAUUAUAAGCAUAUUCUGCUCCGCUUCUUUUAAACAUUGUUCCCAUUAUAAGCAUUGUGUUAUGGGAAGGGAGGUGUCAGUUCAAUGUGGCAACUGAUCUACAUUAAAAAAUAAGCUGUCAGAUUCUUCAAUAUCUAUCAUCUCCUGAAGUAUUUUAGAACUUUCUUAACUCUGUGUUAUUUAUAAUCAAUUUAAACAGGUCGUGUUCUCGUAGACCCCUGACAUUCGUAUAAGCUACUCUAUUUAAAAUCUGUCACAGAUGUUCUUUUUUUAAAAUUAUUUCAGAAUUACAAAAGAUACUUCAAAAUUAUUUUGUCCUCAUUGCGGCAACAGAACCUUGAAAAGACUGUCUACCACCAUAGAGAAGGAUGGGUCCAUCAGGUACUGGCUGGCCAAGAAAUAUACCAUACGCACCAAGGGAAUGAAAGUAAGAGGCCGAAACAAAUUGAUUUUUGUGCAUGCCAUGUUUACACAUUUUCAUUGAUUAUGCUGAUAUAAGCUAUGGUGUGUACAGUAUAUUGAUGCAUAUAGUAAUAUCCACAUAUUAUUAUUAUGCCCCCCCCCCCCAACCACCACACUUUUUGUUUAAAAAAAGCCCUUUAAAAUCGACUGCGAUCUGUCCCCCCCAUUAUGAAACAUUAGGUUACAAGUACAAGUUGGUAAACUUUCUCAAGACCGACAAUAUUUAUUUUGCUGGGUUUUAAUUCGACAGAAUUAUUAGAGUUAGCAUAAUUAACCGAUGAAUUAUCAUAAUUACAUCUAAAUUGCUAUCAAAUUAAUCACUGGAGUCCAUUUUAGUUCAAGUUGCUACUGGUCGUGAUCUGUAGAAAAACCCUCAAAUUUCGACAACAAUCUGACAUCAAAGAAGCUAUUUUUCUUUAAAAGUUGCGGUUUAUCAAUUUAUGAAGAAAGUAAAUAUGUUAGAUUUGUUAGAUAUGUAAAUAUGCGUGCAAAGCAUAUUUUGUUGUUGUUCGGUGUGGAUAUUAAGUGAAAAAUUGCUUGCUUGCACAUAUAUAAUAUUAAUUUAAUUCGUAAGUACCUGUAGCAUAUUUACUGCAAAUUUAUUUCAUCUUACCCGGCAAUUUAUGGUACCAGUAGCCUUUUAAUUAUUUUCCAUUUAGCCAUUUUUUGCACAACAGUUUUAAAAUUUUGUUAAUCUCCGCACAAGUUUCUUUGAAAAUUUCACCGCCAAGGUUGAAUGAGAUUUUAAGGGAAAAACAAAAAAAAGAGUUAAUAGAGAAAGCUGAUUUGGCCAUUAUUUCACAAACAAGUUAAUUUUAUAUUUUUACCAUAAUUUUGAAACUGCCUAGAAUUUCAGUGAUUUAACGCUAGUUAUCUUUUUUCUUAACAAAGCUGCUUAUUAUAUAUAUAAUGGGAGUACAACAUUUUGCUUCUUUAUCCUCCAGUUCUCUCUACCUAAACCCCAAGGUGGUAAGCAUGCAGUAAAUCCAAUACUCUGUGCUGAUCAGCCAUUACCUGAUCAGAGGCCAUCGAAGAAGUCACUCAUGAAAGUUGACAUUUUGUCACAAGACAUUAUUGCAGAUAUGAGUCCUUUCAGUAUAAAUGAUGUCACCAGCCGGGCUGCCCAGUUAGGCAUAAAUGGACGGCAGUGGUCAAAACGAAAUCCCAAUGAAGGUCAUAGAAGGUUGAAUAAGCGCAAAGGGAAAUAAAAUUUACUGUGAUUAUA